Molecule: messenger RNA, 333 nt
Organism: Myotis lucifugus (little brown bat)
Lineage: Eukaryota; Metazoa; Chordata; Mammalia; Chiroptera; Vespertilionidae
Gene: PRLH
Product: prolactin releasing hormone
Biological process (GO): feeding behavior; response to peptide hormone; G protein-coupled receptor signaling pathway
Molecular function (GO): prolactin-releasing peptide receptor binding; neuropeptide hormone activity
Source: RefSeq, a predicted model, not a curated record
AUGGGGAACAGCGGCCGAGCCCUCCCGUGUGGGAUCCCACCUCGAGCGGGGCCUCGGCGAGGAGCCAGGGGGCUGAAGGUGCUGCAGGCCUGGUUCCUGUGCCUGCUGCUGCUGGGCCUGGCCCUGCGAGGGGCAACAUGUCCAGUCCACCAGCACUCCAUGGAGACCCGCACCCCGGACAUCGACCCUGCCUGGUACACGGGCCGCAGAAUCAGGCCUGUGGGCCGCUUCGGACGGAGGAGAGUGGCCCUGAGGAAUGCCCCGGAGCUGAGCCUGUGGCACCAGCGGUGCUUCCCCCUGGAAGGAGGCGCUGAGCCCUCCCAGGAUGGGUGA